AUGUACCACGACCCUGAACAGGAUGACGUAAUUACGAAAACAAUAGAACGUUUAGGGUUGCCUGAACAGAAACGAACAAUAAAAAAACACCACAAGAGAAGGGAUUUUACCCAACCUGGCAGCCUGGUGCCCAGUGCGCAUCCUCAGCAGCGCUCUCAUCAGCCUCACGGAUGCAGCAGCAGCAUCACCGACCUGCUCUGUACCACCAACACCACCAACAAGACCGAAACCAGCACCCAGAGACCGGCACCACCACCACCACCCCCUCAUUACAGCCCACAGGAUCCGCACCCACCGCGUCUUUACACUCCAAAAUGCGCAGGCGGAAAUGAGGCUGAGCUGAAGCGCCCUGAUCUGCUGUUGAGGAAAAGAACAGUAACACCACCACCCAGCGCUCUCUCGUUCCCUCCGUCCUCCACCGUCAUGUCCUCCAUCCCUCCGUCCCGCUGAGUCUCCUCCUCUCCGCCACCAUGAGCCG
Molecule: messenger RNA, 478 nt
Organism: Trichomycterus rosablanca
Lineage: Eukaryota; Metazoa; Chordata; Actinopteri; Siluriformes; Trichomycteridae
Exons: 2
Coding region: 1-450 (149 amino acids)
Source: RefSeq, a predicted model, not a curated record